ACACAAGCUGGGCAACAUGUCUUACUCUGGCAUCUCUGUCUUCCUCAGUGCUCAGCGGCCUCUGCUCCAAUGACUGUCCAGAAGAUGUCAAGCCUUUCGGUGUUAACCAGCCAGGUCCCUACGUCAUGUACACCACAACGGACUCCAACGGCUACCUGAAGAACGCCUCCGCCGGUCAGUUGAGCCAGUCGGCUCAUUUCUCCCUCCAGCUGCCCUACACUGUGCUGGGCCUCGGACGCAGCGCCAACUUCUUAGACCACCUUUUCGUCGGCAUCCCCCGGCAGCCUGGAGAGACGGAAAUAAGGAAGAAGGAGUGGACGGCCAUCAUUCCCAACUCUCAGCUCAUUGUCAUCCCCUUCCCACACAAUAAACCCCGCAGUUGGACCGCUAAGUUGUACCUGACUCCUAGCAACAGCGUGUUGCUGACGGCCAUCGCAUUGAUUGGAGUGUGUGUCUUCAUCCUCGUCAUUAUUGGCAUCCUCCACUGGCAAGAGAAGAAAGCGGACGAUCGCGAGAAGAGACAGGAAGCCCACCGUUUCCAUUUCGAUGCCAUGUGAAGGAAGAAUGCUGCAUGAUGGGAGAAUCCCUCUCCUGUCCUCCGACUCACCCCCCUUCCCCCUUCACACACACAUUUUCACUCAGUCUCAUUUCAAAGGCCAAUAAAUGGAUCCUCAUUUGCCCCAAAACGUUUCUUUUUGAUAUUUUCUUCAGUUUCUCAGACCGAUGUGAAAUAUUUAUGUUCCAUUUCAGUUCUUCAUUCCUGUGUUAGAAGUACAGGAGCUGCAACAAGCCCGUGGAGACACACAAAUCCUGAUGGAGAGCACCGGGACUUAAAAGCAGGGAUUUCUUUGGACCUGCUGUAGUCAGCAGCAUGAUCAUCACUUGUGUCAUUAGAGAAUUAUGUGGACCAAGUUAUUCAGAUUUCUGUUGAUCGUCCCAAGCUGUUUAUUGACUGGAAGGGAAGCACCGUUGGUACCGAGUGUUAAAAUGUGUAACGUUACUUGAAAACCACGUGUGUGUGUGUUACUGUCCGUUGUCUUUGUCUACUUGUUUUACCUCUGUUGUUUUUAUUUUACUGGGAUAUGGUAAAUCAAUUCUUCAGAUUUUAUUAUCUGUGAAAUUAAACUGAAUUGUAUUCUGUGAUAUUAAUGUGCAAGAGCAGCAGCAACUGUUGCAAAGUGAACCAAACGGGACACACGCAACACCCUGAGUCUGGGAAGUCUGGGAAACGUGGUUCUGCUCCCAAUCUCACCAAAAUGAUGACUGCCUUUGGGUUGGCCGAGUGCACGUUCAUCUUUUCUCAGUUGAUCAUAUCACAGUGCAGCGUGUGAGUGCCAAACAAGGUUUUCUCUGUUGCAUUCUGCAAAUUUCUAAUUUCUGACGUCUCUAUGACUUUUAAGUUUUGACAUUUUGAACAGCUGAAUAAGGCAGUUUACUCCAGCUUGUUUCCAGAUGUAGUUGUACUGUUGGUUGUCUUUUUAAAGUUAAUCAGGCCAAGCGCUUUAGUGUGUUCACAUAUUUAUUUCACAAGAAUGAGCUCAUGCCUUUCCAAGUGGUUUGCACUUUUAACUACCGAUUAACUGCAGGUGUAUGUAAUUUAUUUUGUUUUGCGGAUUUGAUUUGUAAAUGAAUGUUCAGGCUACUAAAUGUGUUUACUUACUGAGGUUGAGAAUAAAGGUUUCUCCUGCUUAAAUCAA
Etheostoma cragini (Arkansas darter) is the source of this 1697-nucleotide messenger RNA. RefSeq names its product integrin alpha FG-GAP repeat containing 1 (gene itfg1). The transcript is spliced from 6 exons. Gene Ontology annotation, cellular component: plasma membrane. Lineage: Eukaryota; Metazoa; Chordata; Actinopteri; Perciformes; Percidae. Bases 126 to 557 code for a protein of 143 amino acids. The record is from RefSeq and is a predicted model, not a curated record.